This is a messenger RNA of Guillardia theta CCMP2712, 1041 nucleotides long. RefSeq lists its product as hypothetical. Gene Ontology annotation, molecular function: protein binding. Bases 1 to 1041 code for a protein of 346 amino acids. Lineage: Eukaryota; Cryptophyceae; Pyrenomonadales; Geminigeraceae. The record is from RefSeq and is a predicted model, not a curated record. The transcript has a single exon.
AUGGUUCAAUGGAGGUACAACAGCUGUUUGCGUGGAGACAUUGGCAGCGUGUGCAGUGUUUGCUGGUCAUGGGACGGAAAGUUCAUAGUGUCUGGGUCAGCUGAUGAGACUGUGAGAUUAUGGGAUCCAAACACUUACCAGGAGGUUGCAUGCUUUCGAGGUCACUCGGGCAUCGUGAACUGUGUUUCUUGGUCAGCUGAUGGAAGAUUUAUUGCCUCGAGCUCAGACGACCGGUCAAUAAGGAUAUGGGAUGCGAAUAGUCGAAAUCAAAUCAGCUGUCUUUUGGGACAUACAGACUGUGUCAAAAGUGUAUCAUGGUCGGCAGAUGGGAGAUUGGUUGUCUCGGGUUCAAAUGACGAAACUUUAAGAGUGUGGGAGGUGAGUAAUGGGAGAGAAAUUCUUCGCCUGCAAGGUACGAAUAACAAAGUUACUAGCGUGUCAUGGUCGGGAGAUGGGAAGAUGAUUGCUUCAGGAUCCGAAGAUGGGACUAUUAGAAUAUGGGAAGCAAGCAGUGGAAGCGAGAUGACUUGUCUAGAAGGUCACACCCACUCUGUCACCUGCGUAUCAUUUUCUGCAGAUAGCAAGAUGAUUGCAUCAGGUUCACACGACAAUACUGUGAGAAUAUGGGAGGUACAGGGGGGCAGACAGAUGAGCUGCUGUGAGGGACAUACACACGUUGUUACCAGUGUGUCAUGGUCGGGCGAUGCAAGGAUGAUCGCAUCAAGCUCAUGGGACAAAACCUUGCGAAUAUGGGAGGUCGUCACAGGCAAGAGAAUCUGGUAUUUGAGAGGUCAUGCGAGUGGUGUGUCAUGCGUAUCAUGGUCGUGGAAUGGGAGAGUGAUUGCAUCUGGGUCCUGGGACAGGACAAUCAAGAUAUGGCAAGGCAUUCUAUGGGUCAGGAGUCCUAAACGCGUAAGCAUCAAUUGGAGAGAAUGGCUGUCAAAAAAGAGGAGAAGAGGAAGAGCAGGGAGUGAUAACGAAGAUGGCGAUGCAGAGGAGAUGAAAGGGCAAUUACAAUCGGGUAAAAGAAUGAGAGCAUGA